AUGUCCUACCAAAUAACCUACGACAGUGCCACCGCACCACCCCGCGCCGCAGCCCUCGUCGCAUUCAUGGAAGACUUCUACCGCACCAGCGACACAGAAUCCCAGCACGAGAAAUACGUCCAGAGUUUCACCGAGGAUGCCACGCUGAUUAUGGGAUCCAAGGAGGCAAAGGGUGCAAGUGAAAUCCUCCCCCUUCGCCACGGCCUCUGGACGCACGUUGCUUCGCGUAGACACACGCCUGCGCGGAUCUACUUUGGCGGCGAGGAUGAGAUCAUGUUGUAUGGUGGCGUUGAAUAUAGGCUUAAGGCGGAUCCUGAUAGGGAGGUUUAUGUGCCUUGGGCUGGAAGAGUGGUGUUUGCGCCGCAGAAGGAGGGGGAGGGGGUUAAGAUGCGGUUUUAUCAGGUUUACUUGGAUUCUGCGGCUCAGUCUGGGAAGAAGUGA
Molecule: messenger RNA, 441 nt
Organism: Penicillium bovifimosum
Lineage: Eukaryota; Fungi; Ascomycota; Eurotiomycetes; Eurotiales; Aspergillaceae
Exons: 3
Coding region: 1-441 (146 amino acids)
Source: RefSeq, a predicted model, not a curated record